UAGUGGCGUUUCAUAAUGGAACUUUUAGAAUGAUCUCACAAGUCUUAGUGCCCAUGUGUUAUAAUUAGCACCUGCCUUUUGACUGACCUCAUUUUUCUGGUUGCAGACAGUUGGGGGGAAAGUCUAUUAAUAAACCCAGUUGGUGUGUUGUAAACCAGAACGAGGACAUGGGACUAUGCAGUAGAGGUUGCUGUGGCAGUUUGUUGUGAAAUGGCCUGCAGAACUAACACUGAUCUUAAACCUCAGCGUUUUGAAUUCACAGUUCUGUCUGAGCAGAUAGACAAACUUCAGGAGGAUGAAUCUUCUGAUCAUCAGCAAGACUCUGACUCUGAGCCUGAUGAAAUCCCUGAUGCUACUCUGCUGGUGGAAGGGGAGAGUUUUUAUGUCAACCGUCAACGGCUUGCCCUCCUGAGUCCAUACUUUAGGGCUCUGUUUUUUGGAUGUGGUUUGGAGAGUCGCAGAAGGAAAGUUGAGAUCAAAGGUGUGAGCCUGCAGAAUUUCAGUGUUUUGAUGGAAUACAGCGGAACAUGCCGCCUAGCUUUGAACAGAGAAAAUGUGCUGGGGAUCCUUGAGACUGCAGACUUUUUACAACUGGAAAGAGCCCGGCUUCUGUGCUGCAAGUUCCUGGAGCGUGAGCUACACCUCAGUAACUGUCUGGGGAUGAUGGCCUACUCUUGGAGGCUGGGCUGCACUCAGCUAUACAGGGCUGCACGACAGGUGGUACUCACACACUUUUCUGCUAUUGUUGCAGAAGAGGACUUCAUGUCAUUGUCGAAGGAGAAUAUAGCAGACCUUCUUGCCAGUGAUGACCUGGCCAUCUUUAAGGACGAUCUUGCCCUGGAGGCCACCCUGAGAUGGGUGUCAUUUGACUCUAAACGAGAAGAACAUUUCCUUGAGCUCAUUGAGCUGGUGAGGCCUGAGUUGCUCUCUUUGCCUUUUCUAACUGAAAUUUUGACCAGAAUGAAAAGCUCUGACCCCAGAGCUAAGCUCAUCUGCAUGCUGAAUGAACAUUAUCCAGCAUCUUGGUCGAAGGGCAGGUCAAUGAAGAGAACCAGGGCCACAGAGACCCUCUUUCUACUGGGGGGACCCCAUGAUCAGGAGAAACAGGCACUUAACCAGUUUCACCCACACAAUGGUCGAUGGCAGAGCUGUGCAUCUCUGCAGAGGAAGAACCUUACACAGUUCUCAGUAGCUGCUGUGGGAGACAAUGUAGUUGUGACAGGCGGCCACUUCAGGGAUGUCCUUUGGUUCAGUGCGGACUGGGUCAGGAUAUACGAAUGUGGGAACCAGCGCUGGAUAGACGGACCGGCCCUGCAGAAAUCCAGGCACAGCCACUGCUCCAUUGGGCUGGGCUCUGUGCUGUAUGUCCUCGGGGGCAGCAUGGAUGAAGGGCUUGUGGAUGAUGUAGAAAGACUGGUCCUGGGUUCUGAGGAGGGCUGGGAGGGGGUCAGCCCCAUGGUGAGGGCUGUGGAGAGGGCGGCCAUUGCUAGUCUGGACUCCUGUAUUUACGUGGCUUGUGGCCUGGAUGAAAACGGGGAGGCAUAUGGAGGAAUUCAGAGGUAUGUCGUGCAGGAGGAUCAGUGGGAUGUGGUCUCCUAUUCUCCAUUUCCACGAUAUGAUUUGGUUGCCACAGAACUCAAUGGCGCCCUCUACCUGUUUGGAGGUCAGGCUUUACGUUUCGACAUAGACACAGAUGAGUGGACCUUACUUGAAGAGGAAUGUCUGGACAGCAAGUUUUUCUCUGGCUGCACAACAGCCAGCGGACAGAUAUAUCUGGUCAGUGAGAAGAAGAGUAACAAAGCAUUCCCAAACAUGGUGCUGAUGGACCCUUACAUUGACACCUGCAUUGAGGUGGAUGAUGCCAUACCUUGCUCCGUCCCGCUUAGAGGAUGUGUCACAGUGAGAAUGGUUCCAUAAAUGUUAAAAUGUGAUUUUGUACAAGAUAAUUCUGUUUGUUUAUCUAGAUGACUUUGUGAGAGGGGUCAUACAAAUAGACUCACCAAAUAGACUGGGAUGUAAUAAAUCAUGGUUUGGGUGGAAUUAAGCUCAAAGAAAAAAAAGAAAAAAGAAGAUAGCGGUGUUAUUUAUAUCAAUAAAAGUUAUUUAUUAAAACUUUUCAACUUUACACACAAUCAACAGGGCAUUCAUGUGCACUCAUAAGAGAAAAGUAAAGUGUUAUUUUCAGGAAAACAUGAUUAUUUCCCUGGUUUUAAGUCUUCUUUUCCAAAAAGCAUCAUUCAAGUGGAGAGCUAUGGGUGUAGUGUUCAGUGGAUCAGCCCUUUUAGUGCCCUACAACUUCAAUCCCACUUAAUGUUGUGAGCCCCAGUGCUAUUUAGACCCUGUUUACAUUCAAACACAACCCUUCUUCUAAUCAGCGCACUUGUCUUUGUAUAAGAUGACAGGAACCAUUUAUCUGAAUUAUGCGGCAUAAUUAAGAUUACGUUGGUUUCUAACAAACAUUUCUGUGCUGUUCUGUCGACAAUCAUGAUGAUCCACUUAGAUCAACCCUAAGAAACAGUUGACAGACAAUGAGCCUCAUCUUUCAUUGUGAUAAAAUAUGUACAUGAAAAUUAAAUAACAUCUUUAUCCUAGUAAAGGAGUAGAGCAUUGUCCUAGCAUAUCAAAAUAUGUCAUCCACUUUAAUAAUUGAUAAAUCUUUAUAUUUACGUUUGACAUUUAUUCAUCGGAUAAAGCAUUUAGACCUUUGUAUACGCAACAGCUUUCUAUAAAUAUAUCCCAUUUCUUUAAUGCCCGUUUGUGAGCAAAUGUCCCACCGCUUAUAGAUACGAAGCAGCCUCACCAACAUAUCAGGCAAAACAGUGAAACCAGUGACAGUAAGGCCUGGUGUGUCCAGUGACGAUAGUCCUACUUUCACAAAGAGCUCCAAAAAUCAAGUGCUCGUCCAACAAUAAUGUUAAAACAGCAGCCAAGGCACAAAACGAAAACCCAGUGGUGCAAACUUGAACAGAAACCUCGAUGAGACCUCAUGCUGCCUGUUAUAGUGAUAUCAAAGUAGAAAACACACACACAUACACACGGUUUUACUCCAUAUGUAUAUAAGCCUUGUUUUUUUUUUUGUUGUUGUUGUUGUAAAAGCAUCAUUUCAUCUCAUUGGAAGUGCCCUCUCAAUAAGGAUGUGUUUUCUCUGUGCACCAGGGGGCGUACUAGGUUUUCUAAGAAGUGAGAUUUAAACAGAAAAGACAGAAUCAAAUCCUAUUUCAGAAAAAUACAUCUUUAAGAUACAUAAGGGACUUCUGCAGGAGGGAGUAGAGCAAAAUACAACAUAAAUAUGUCCUCUUCAGUAAAUUAUUCAUAGAAAAGAUAUACAAAUUAGGUUGUCAACAGAAUAACUACAGCAUAGGUUAUGCACAAUCAACAUAAUGUGUGUCAUCCUGGAUACAAAGCUUUGCAAGUGAAUGAUGAUUAAGUUCUGUCUCCUUUUUGACAUACUAUAGCUCUCUUGUAUAAAAACAUUUAUUUUUCUUUUUGAGUAUAAAUGCAUCGCAGCACAGUCCAGAUGCUGUUAUCCUGAUGUA
Molecule: messenger RNA, 3536 nt
Organism: Notolabrus celidotus (New Zealand spotty)
Lineage: Eukaryota; Metazoa; Chordata; Actinopteri; Labriformes; Labridae
Product: kelch-like protein 23
Exons: 3
Coding region: 211-1917 (568 amino acids)
Molecular function (GO): protein binding
Source: RefSeq, a predicted model, not a curated record